AUGUAAUCUAUUCAAAGCAAUAGCAAUUCAAUACAACCAACAAUGGGAAGAGAUAGAUAUGGUUAAUCUCUAUCAAUAGCCUUGCCAAUUUCACCUGUGAAGAAACUUGAUGUAACUAAUGUGACAUUAAGAAAAUAUGAUCGUUAUAUAGGGAAUCAAGAAACUAUAGCUUGGGAGAAACAUUUGUUAUGCGAAAUUGGAGUAUUUGAUUGUUCCAUUCUUUUAAGGAUGAAGAUUUAAACUUUAUAAAAGAUUUUUACUUAGAAGAGAAAUCAUAUAAAGAUGAAGAGUUUUACUUCAGAUACAUUGAUUCAAUCAGAAACAAAUACUUGACUGGAGCUAAGGAAGCUUACACAUUAGCAAAAGACAUUUGCAAAUAAUUGGUGGCUGAAGAUCUAAUAAAUACUUAGAGAUUAAAAAAGAACCGUAAAUAAGUGACUUAAAGAAUUAGGCAAACAUUAGGAACCUUCAAAUAGACUAAAAAUGAAGAUAUCUUAAGAUGGGUACAAUCAAUAAUUAAUUAAAAUAGAAAACAGGAUUGAAGAAAUUAUUUCAUGAGAUGAGAGAUGCUAUAUAACAUAUUUUAGAUGCAGGAGGUGAAAAAGAAUUCUUUAGAUUGGAAGAAUUAAUAAAAUAGAAAUAACAUAUAACAGAAGAAUUUUUAAAGGGACUUCCAAUGAGAAAUGUUUAAGAAAUCAACAAAUAUAUAUAAUCAAUAAGAUUGUACUUGUCAAAAAAAACAGAUGAAUUUUAAUAACACAAGUUAGAACAUGGAGAUGAUUUUCAUUUUGAUGAAAAAACUAUUAGGGAAUUAUCUAGAUCUUCUUUGGAAGACACUGCUUCAUGUUAUUCAGAUCGUUUAACAGAGAUUAGAGCACAUUCUAAGAGAGAGAAAUAAAAGGAAGCUGAGAAGAAGAUAGAAAAGUUUUAUGAUUUGAAUUAAUUGAAAAAUAAAUGGAAAACUACUAAUGUAGAUUAAUUGAAAGGAACAAUUAGAAGAGUUUUGGUUAAGGAAACAUUAUCUGAAGCUGAACAUAUUCGUGCAAGAGCGUUUAGAUUAGAAUAAGAAAAAAAAGGAAUUUAGAUCUUAAAAAUAGAAUAACCAAAGAAAAAGCAUUUAUAAACAGCUUAAUAAAGAAUUUAAGAAAGGAAAGAGAAAUAAGAUAAAAGAUCAGUGGCUGAAUUAUAAAGAAAACAUACUUUAACUAGAGAAGAAAUGAAGACAGAAUAAUUGAAAUAAGAGUUUUUUACAAAAUAUAAUCCAAAAUCAAGUAUAGGAGAACAAUUUUGUGUAGCUGUUGGCUAUAAUAAUUUAUUUUGA
Messenger RNA from Paramecium pentaurelia, 1321 nucleotides. NCBI's taxonomy places the organism in Eukaryota, Ciliophora, Oligohymenophorea, Peniculida, Parameciidae. The record is from the annotation of a GenBank genome assembly.